Molecule: messenger RNA, 1242 nt
Organism: Neopelma chrysocephalum (saffron-crested tyrant-manakin)
Lineage: Eukaryota; Metazoa; Chordata; Aves; Passeriformes; Pipridae
Gene: CUNH2orf72
Product: chromosome unknown C2orf72 homolog
Exons: 4
Coding region: 1-768 (255 amino acids)
Source: RefSeq, a predicted model, not a curated record
AUGCACAUGUUGGGAAUCACUGAUCCAGGGCAGGCACAUGGAUUUCGGCUCUGCUUUCACCCCCCAGUGAAAGAUGGUUUGGCUCCAAACAGCCUCAGAGAGGGACUGGCCAAGGUGAUUCUGGCCGUUUGCACCUUUGAGCUGUUUAUCCCUUCCCAGGUUAUUGCGAUAAGAUGUUACCGUUACCGGUUUGGAGGAGCCAGUUCUGAUAUGGCAGAGGGGAAGUAUUUACCACAUGCCAUGGUUUGGAGCUUCCCCGUGCAAGUCCCAGGGCUGGGCACAGAGGCUUUCAUUCACCAUCAGACGGCAGAGCCAGCUUGUGGGAUACAUGUGGUGCGGGACGUGCGGGGCCGCCUGCCCGCGGCGCCGCCGCCCGCCGUCGUGGGCGUCCUGCUGCCCGGCGGGGACGGCGAGGACGCGGCCGUACUGGACGCGGCGCUGCGGCGGCACUUCCCGGCGCCCGGCACGGUGCAUGCGGCCCGGUACAGCCCCGGCUGCCCCGGCGAGUGCCGCGCCGCCGCCUGCCGCGCCCUGCGGGCCGCCCUGCAGCACCCCGCAGAAGAGGGGAAAGACAGGGAGAGGUGGAGGCUCCCAUCCUUCCUGCGGUGCAUUUCUUGGAAACAGAGGAACUGGAGAAAAGAUCACAAAGCAAAAGCUGCAAACAACAUUCAUGAAGAUGGCCUGCAGGACCCCGAGGAAGAAGUGGCUCUGACCAGCCUGUCCCCCAAUGGAAACUGCGAAGAAGCUGCUGGAGGCACAGGCACCUAGAGCUGCUGGGCACCCAGCACAGUCCACAUCCCAGAUCUGCCUGGUGGAUUUGGAGCAGUGGGAGGAGGAGCUGGUGCAAUGCUCACUCACCCUCUCCUCCGAGGACCCACCACUCUGUGGAGAAGCUGCUCAGCUGAACUCCUCAGGGUCUUCUGGAGCUGCCAACAGCCUCUGGGGUCUGUGCCAGAGAGCCAUUCCCUGCUGUGCCUGGAGCUGCUGCUGGACACUGGGCUUCUGAGAAGGCUUUUGGGGAUGUAUCCCAUAUCCUGGGCAAGAUGACGUUGGGACUUUGAGCAUGAAAUGCAGCCGCCUGUUUGAAGAAUGAGGAGCAUUUUCUAAUUCCGAGCAAAGUUCCCUGCUGAGGCUGCCAGGGCUGGCCUCCCUGGCAGACCAAUUCUGCUGCCUUGUUUUCCUGCUUUAUUGGUGCUUUGAAGUUCCCACUCUCUUUGUGAUCGAGCCAAAAAAAAAAAAAAA